This is a messenger RNA of Schistocerca gregaria, 3357 nucleotides long. RefSeq lists its product as uncharacterized. The transcript has 2 exons. Gene Ontology annotation, biological process: regulation of GTPase activity. Bases 27 to 3206 code for a protein of 1059 amino acids. Lineage: Eukaryota; Metazoa; Arthropoda; Insecta; Orthoptera; Acrididae. The record is from RefSeq and is a predicted model, not a curated record.
UGCGGCUCUGGCGUCCUCUGUACCUCAUGGCUCAGGCGGAGCCCGCGUCUCAAUAUGCAGGCGACUUGUACUAUAAAUACAAAAAAGUGGUGGACUCGGUGAGGCUGCUCGUCGGCUCGGCCAAGGAAUGCCACGGCCUCGGCGGUAUCGCCGCGGUAAACGCCAGUGGCGCGAUGGAGGCCUGCAAAAAAAUUUUGCAAAGAACAAUCGAAUUUCAGUCGUUCGUCAAACAGAUCAGCAGGCCCUACAUCGCGUACGCGUCCGAAAUCCUCAGCCUCCUCGAUGACAUCGACGUCUCGGCGGCGAACGUCGAAACCCUCGCGUCGUCCGGUCUCUCGACCGCCGAGACCCACAUCCUCAUCCAGAACAUUCACAGCCACCGGCAGCUCGUGUCCGAAGCGAGCACCGAAUUCAAGCGCUGGCUCUACAUCACCGAUCAGUGCUACACCGUCGACGACGAGUCGCUGCUUUCUGCCUCCGAGCCCGCCUCGGCAGCGCAAGCGAAGAACGACUUGAUUUCCUGUCCAAAAUGGAUCCUCGCCCACCUCAUGCAGGCGCGCCGUAACGAGCUCGCCGUCGAAGAAAAAUGGCGCCUCUUGGCCGUAGAACUCAGCUCGGUAAAGCAAAAACUCUCCCAAUCCCUGAAAAACAACUCCGACUCGAAAGACCAAACAAUCAAGAAACUCAACCGCGCAGUAAACAUCCUCGUCAAGGAACUCGACGCAAAGACUCAAGAAAACAAACGACUCAGAGAACUCUGGGGCGAAGAUUCAAGCGCCAUUUUUCCUCAAUCCAUAAACCUCGGUAUCAGCGAUGAAUCACUAAAAUCAACGGAUAACUUCUACCUGACACCCGACUCUCUCAAAGCCACUCCCUCUACCUUUGAGCACCCUUCUCUCAACAAUAGCGUCUCGUCAAAUGACCCCCCGUCCGAACGCCGCCUCGAUUCAACCGAGCUCAGCAACUCAGUCAGCGCCGCCAAACCUCAAGACCACAGCGCGACCAACGUCAUCGGCAACCCCAACUGCAGCAACCCCAAUCUAACUACCGAAAACAAGCCCUCCCCCUCCAGCUAUACAGAAGUCGUGGACUUCGCCGAAGCCCGCAUCUGGCUCAGCUCUGAAGACAUCCGCGCUGCCGUCUUUCGACUCCUAAUCGACCCAGAAUUGACGUUCAUCAACAUUCUCGGCCAAGUCCUUAAGGCCGGACCAGAAGUCGACACCUGCGCCGCCAGUCUAGUCACUCUCUUUCAGAAACAAGGCGUCCACAUGAUGUUGUUCGAGUUCUUGAUUCAAGAAGAAGUCGAACGCUGCAAGUCCGUCAACACCCUCUUUCGAGGCGAAGAACUGUUCUCUCGCGUCCUCCGCGCCUACGUGCGCAGCCGCGGCCAAGAAUACGUACAAAUCGUCCUGCUCCCUCUCAUCAAGGAAAUCGUCACCGAAGAACUGCACUUCGAACUCGACCCCAACCGAGCCGAUCCCAAUACCCCCUUGCAAGAAAACUACAUGGCCAUCAAGUCCCUAGCCAGUCGCUUUCUAGACGUCAUUCUAAACAGCUACGAAUACCUUCCUUCCGAAUUCUUAAACCUCUGCAACAUCAUCUAUAGAGAAUGUCUCAAGCGGCUGAACGUCCCCGAUCUCGACCAAGUCGUCGCCUCCGGAUUAAUUUUUCUGCGCUUCAUCUGUCCAGCCAUCACCUCCCCCGACAGCUUCAACGUACUCUCUGUCGAAUCCAGUAAAGCCUAUCGAACCCUGCUUCUCGUCGGGAAAAUCAUCCAAAAUCUCGCCAACGGAACCUUCUUCAAAGAACCCUACAUGCUCGAACUGAACCAGUUCCUAGAAGAAAAUAAAAAACGCUUCAUUGCUUUCAUCCAAAUACUUUGUGUCUACCCACCGAAGAUAGGAGGCAACUUCAAAUCGCUCAGGGUAAUCACCAACUGCAUUUCUAAGCGCCGAGAUGCCAUCAAGACCGUUCUCACCGAUGAAGACAAGUCCAAAGUCUGGACCCUUGAGCAAUCUACCAACCUAUACGACCGCACAAUCGCACUCAUGGACCUUGUUCGCCAAUUGGACAAGGACCUGGUCAAGUCCCCGGAAACUAUUCACGCCUACUGUCGACUUUUUGGCGACAACGAGGAAUUCACCGUCCAAAUUUUGCGCCUUAUUUCUUCUCUGCCAAACAUCGUCGAGAUAAAGCAAUACAUCAACCACCUUCUAACCAUUUUUUGCUAUAGCGACCGCCUUGAAUUCUUUAUCAAACUAAUCGUCAAGUACGAGGCCGCAUCUCCCGGCGCAUUCCACCAAAACCUCGACUUCACCAAACUCGUCUUCACCGAGUACUCCCUUCGCUACGCUACCCAAUGGCUUCGAAAAUCCAUCGGUUGUAUUCUGAACCCAAUCGUCGUCAACAACGUCGAUAUCGCCGGGUACCCCUCGGGCGGCCGUGCCAACGUUUCCACCAGAGAUCAACCUCUAAUGCCUCAAUCCCUUAAGGACUCUAACCACGAACUCAACGGCUCCUCCUCGCCACCCAACUAUUCCUCUGUCCUAGAGCUAACCAAGUCCGUUUUCCAAUCCAUCAUCUCCUCGCUUCCAUGUUGUCCAAGGCACUUCUGGUUUUUCAUGAACGUACUCUCUCUCUACACCUCCCGCCCCGUCUCCAAAAUUUUCAUACUAGAGUUUUGCUGCAUCGCCAUCGAACGCUGCGCUCAAUACAACCUGGUUACCGAAAAGCCGCAGCGACAAGCCGCCCACACCUUGGAACUUCUAGUCGAUACGCUUCGAAACUGCAUCAACUCUCAGGGCGUAAUCGUCUCUCAAACCGGUCAAGACAUCUCUAAAAAAGAUAACAUAUGGGCCAAACUAGUCUCCGAUCUCAACGAAUGGGUCAAGAAACCUCCUUCUGAAUCCAUGGACUCUCAGCAAAACGACUCCGAUCUCUCUUCUCUUGCCGACACUCUUUUGCAGCUAACGGACUGGAUUCUCAAAAAUCACCUCCCCUCUCUACAAUCCUCUCUUCAGUCCGUUUCUAAGACGCAGUACAUUCAACUCAAAAUCGAAGAUUUGGUUGAACACAUCCAGGACGAAUAUUCAGACUUUUCGAACACUCAGACUCCUCUUUCGCCUAUCAGCUCGUCCGCCGAGCAUCCAAAACUCAAAGAGAGAAAAAGCACUUCCAAGCUGAUCAAAAAGAAGAAAAAAGAAUAAAAGAGCCGUCUCCACAGAUGGGGAGAGGCAAAGUUCCGACACACAAUGCGUGUGGCGAGGAGUAACUUUCCCCAGGACAUGGGUGAUAUGCGCGCUGCAGGACAACCUACUAACAUCUUGUUGUAUAUAAUAAAACACUUUUUGCCUAGAA